AUGGCUAAGCAAAUCAUUUGCGGCUUAAAGCACAUACACGACCACGAUUCAGUUCAUCGCGACAUGAAGGCGGCCAAUAUAAUGCUGGAGCUCGUAGAGUUCCACGCCGACGGCCUUGAUCUGGGCCGAUGGGUCGUCAAAUUCACUGAUCAUGGCAUGGUGGCGUCUACUGACCACAUGGUGGAGGAAAGGUGUGGGUCGCCCUGGCAUUGCGCGCCUGAGGUCCUGGAUUCCAAGCGUUACAGCAAGCCAGCUGACAUCUUCUCUACCGGCGUCGUGCUUUUAUGCAUGUUUGCGGAAUACGACCCC
Pseudovirgaria hyperparasitica is the source of this 309-nucleotide messenger RNA. Its product is annotated as kinase-like protein. Gene Ontology annotation, cellular component: cytoplasm; autophagosome. The record is from RefSeq and is a predicted model, not a curated record. The annotation marks the transcript as partial. The transcript has a single exon. Lineage: Eukaryota; Fungi; Ascomycota; Dothideomycetes; Acrospermales; Acrospermaceae. Gene Ontology annotation, molecular function: protein serine/threonine kinase activity; ATP binding. Gene Ontology annotation, biological process: peptidyl-serine phosphorylation; protein autophosphorylation; autophagy.